AUGUUAUUGCAAUCCUUAUUUGCUGUGUUGGCUACCUCAGCAGCUUCUGCUUUGGUUGCAGCCGACAAUAUUGCCCUCUACUGGGGUCAAAACGUUGAAGGUCAACAAAAGAGAUUGAGUGAAUACUGUGAAAAUCCUGAUUUUGAAAUCGUUAUCCUUUCAUCAAUUACAAACUUUUACACCGGGUUUGGUGAUUUUGACUUUAACUGUUACAAAAAUAGAACCACUCUUGAAAUGAUUUGCCACAACUUUGAAGAAGAUAUCAAACAUUGUCAACAAAAGGGUAAAAAAGUUCUUUUAUCCCUUGGUGCUCCAACUUCCGUUGACCCUGUUGGUUUCGACAAUACUGAAGAUGCUGUCAAGUUGGCUGAAAACUUAUGGGGUAGAUUUGGUAAUGGAGAUGGUAAAGAAAAACCCUUUGGUAAUGCUCUUAUUGAUGGAUUUGAUUUGCAUAUCACAACAGGCUCUGAUACUGGCUACGUUGAAUUUGCUGAGGCUUUGAGAUCCAAAUUUGAUGGUUCAAAGAACUUUUUGUUGACUGCUUCACCUUCAUGUGUUUUCCCCAAUCCUCAACUUGGUCAAGUUUUGUCCAAAGUUCCGUUGGAUUACACUUUUGUUCAAUUUUAUGACAGUCCAUGUCAAACAAACAAGGCAUUCAAUUUCGACACUUGGUCCAAGUUUGCCGAUUCUGCACCAAAUCCAAACAUGAAGCUGUAUCUUGGUCUUACUACUCGUGGCUAUACCCAAAGUUUCAUUCCACCAAAAGAUUUACCAGAAUUUAUCAAGAAAGUCAAUUGUGACUCUAACUUUGAUGGUAUUUCAUUAUGGGAUGCUUCUGGUGCUUGGUUGAAAGAUAUCGUUGGCGACUGGUUGAUUAACAAGAAUGCUCGUUACAUUGAUGAAAUUAAAUAUGUGUUGGAGAAUGAAACUUGUCCAUCACCUUCGUCAAGCACUACUGCUUCCUCAUCUACUGAGCCAUCAUCGUCUGAGGAGCCAACUUCAUCUGCUGAACCAACCUCAUCAGAAGAGCCAACUUCAUCUGCUGAACCAACCUCAUCAGAAGAGUCAACCUCAUCUGCUGAACCAACCUCAUCAGAAGAGUCAACCUCAUCUGCUGAACCAACCUCAUCUGCUGAACCAACUUCAUCUGCUGAGCCAUCAUCAUCCGAGGAGCCAACUUCAUCUGCUGAGCCAUCAUCAUCCGAGGAGCCAACUUCAUCUGCUGAACCAUCAUCAUCCGAGGAGCCAACUUCAUCUGCUGAGCCAACUUCAUCUGCUGAGCCAUCAUCAUCCGAGGAGCCAACUUCAUCUGCUGAACCAACCUCAUCAGAAGAGUCAACCUCAUCUACUGAGCCAACUUCAUCUGCUGAAUCAAGCUCAAGUGAAGAGCCAACCUCAUCUGCUGAACCAUCAUCAUCCGAGGAACCAACCUCAUCUACUGAACCAACCUCAUCCGAGGAACCAACUUCAUCAGAAGAACCAACUUCAUCUGCUGAGUCAACCUCAUCUACUGAGCCAACUUCAUCUACUGAGCCAUCAUCAUCACAAGAGCAACAAAAUACUGACGAGGCUUCCUCAGAAGAACCAACCACCACUCCAGAAGCAGACGUUUCCUCAUCCACCCUUGACAGCACAACAGUUAUUACCAUUACUUCAUGUCACGAUGAUGGGUGUACCCAAGUUCCAGUUACUACUGGAGUCACCGUAAUUACCGAAGAGUAUACCACCUACACCACUUAUUGUCCAUUGACUACUGCCACUACUGAUGAAACCAAACACAGUUCAAAAGAUUCAAUUGAAACUAAAACUGAUGUCGGUACCACCAUUGUCACUAUCACCUCAUGUGAAGAAAACAGAUGUACUCCAGUUGCUGUCACCACCGGAGUCAUUACCAUCACCGAGAAUGAUACCGUUUACACCACCUACUGUCCGUUACCUACAACUAAGGGCGAUACCUCGGAAAAUGUUGCACCCACUACAACUACUGGAGCUCCAGGUGCUCCUAAAUCAACCAUUGAGAAGGAAGAAGCCAGUAGAAGCAAAGGUGAGCAAGGAGUACAUGAAGUUACUGCCGAGAAGACCACUGUCACUAUGGGUGCUGAAAAGACUACAGGGACCACAAGUGCUGCAAGUGGUGAAGAGACUACUGUUGCUGGUGGUGCUCAUGAAGUUCCAGAAGAAACCAAGACAUCUACUGUCGUCGUUGCUUCUGAAUCAAAGGGAACCAACACUGAAGAAUCAGCUACUACUGUUGCAACUAUUGCUCCAGUUGAAGUUCAAAGUGAAGAGUCUACUGAGAAAGCUUCAUCAACCGCUGCAGCUACUGAAGAAGUUCCAGUUUCAACUUACGAAGGUAAGGGAGUUAGAUCAUUUGCAAUGGAGAACAUCAUGACCAUUCCACUCUUGUGCUUGGCCCUCUUAUUUUAA
Molecule: messenger RNA, 2427 nt
Organism: Lodderomyces parapsilosis
Lineage: Eukaryota; Fungi; Ascomycota; Pichiomycetes; Serinales; Debaryomycetaceae
Exons: 1
Coding region: 1-2427 (808 amino acids)
Biological process (GO): carbohydrate metabolic process
Cellular component (GO): extracellular region
Molecular function (GO): chitinase activity
Source: RefSeq, a predicted model, not a curated record